Molecule: messenger RNA, 2769 nt
Organism: Acanthisitta chloris (rifleman)
Lineage: Eukaryota; Metazoa; Chordata; Aves; Passeriformes; Acanthisittidae
Product: aryl hydrocarbon receptor-like
Biological process (GO): regulation of transcription by RNA polymerase II
Cellular component (GO): aryl hydrocarbon receptor complex; nucleus
Molecular function (GO): nuclear receptor activity; protein binding; transcription cis-regulatory region binding
Source: RefSeq, a predicted model, not a curated record
GUGCCCAAGAGCCCCAAACCACCACCCACUGAGGGUGUGAAGUCCAACCCCUCCAAGCGGCAUCGAGACCGGCUCAACCAGGAGCUGAGUAAGCUGACAGGGUUGUUGCCUUUCCCUGAGGAUGUACGCACCAGGCUGGACAAACUCUCCAUCCUACGGCUGGCUGUUGGAUACCUGAAGAUGAAGAGCUACCUGAUGGCUACAGCUCCAAAGGUUGGGGACUGCGUGCUGGAUCAGCCCAGAGGCCCAGGAGGGAGCAGACGAAUGGACCCACAGGUCAACAGGGAGCUGUUUCCUGAGGGGGAAUUGCUACUCCAGGCACUCAAUGGAUUUGUCAUCGCUGUGACUGGAGAUGGCUACAUCUUCUACAUCUCUCCUACUGUGCAGGAUUACCUGGGCUUCCAUCAGUCGGAUCUCAUCUACCAGAGUGUGUACGAGCUGAUCCACGCAGAUGACAGAGCCACCUUCCGCUGCCAGCUGCACAGGACCCCGGCGCCCAGCAGCACCCAGCACACUGCCGACGCCUUUCCCACUGACCAGUUGCUGCUGGCUGGAUGCAGCACCAUGUCUAGCCUCCAGGAUCUCCAUCCUGAUAAACAAUCCUUUGUGGAAAGGAGCUUCACCUGCCGCUUCCGCUGCUUGCUGGAUAACUCCUCGGGAUUUCUGGCCUUGAAUUUCCGUGGACGCCUGAAAUUCCUUCUUGGACAGCAGCAUUCAGCAUCAGACAAAUCCCCAGUUGUUCUCUUCGCCAUUGCUACGCUCCUCCAGCCUCUCUCCAUCCUGGAGCUUCGGACCAAGACGCUGAUCUUUCAGACAAAACACAAGCUAGACUUCACUCCCAUGGCCUGUGAUUCCCGGGGGAAGGUUGUCCUGGGGUACACAGAAACGGAGCUGUGCAGGAGGGGGUCCGGGUACCAGUUUGUGCACGUGGCUGACAUGAUGCACUGCGCAGAGAACCAUGUGAGAAUGAUGAAGACAGGGGAGAGCGGGCUGACAGUUUUCCGGCUGCUGACCAAGAAGGGUGGAUGGGUGUGGGUGCAGGCCAAUGCGCGGCUGGUGUACAAAGGAGGCAAACCCGACUGCAUCAUUGCCCGGCAGCGAGCCCUGUCGAAUGAAGAAGGGGAGGAACAUCUGCAGAAGAGAAACCUGCAGCUGCCUUUUAGCUUUGCCACGGGGGAGGCAGUCUUGUAUGGGAAUGACCUUCCCAUGUUCCUGCACUCCUUCCAGCCCAAGGAGGAGUUGCAGACACAAGCAAAAUCCCACUCAAAGCAAUGCUUGGUAGACCCUAGCUCUCUCCUUGGGGCCAUGAUGAAGCAGGAUGCAUCCAUAUACAGCUCCCAUGCUGAUAGCCUGCCUCAGUUCUCCCUGCCAGAUCUCAUUGCUGAGCCCGAUGGACUGAGACGGAAUGAGGACGUCAGUCAUGCCAAGGAGGAAAAUGACUCCCUCCUGGUGGUUAUCGAAACCCUUUUUGAGAAGAGUGAGGUGGACAGAAACACCUGCCAGAGUCUCAGCAUGGACAACACAGAGCUGCAGCAGUGGGAGGAGGCUCUGUUCAGCUUGGGGGCGGAAGAGGAGCCGCCAGCUCAGCAGGUUGGCAAGAGGCCAGGCACCAAGGUGACAUCCUAUGUGGAGCAGAUGCUCCUCAGGGAGGAUGCUGGGAAGAGCAUGGACUUUCCACACUGCAGUGCAUCACCCUAUAAUGAGGAAAACAGCAUUGUAGCUCAUUUCCAGCACUGCUGGGCAGCUAAUUCAGCAUUUCAAGCCCCACUGCAGCCCCAGGCAUCAGGUACACAAGGCCAGGAUGCUGUCGUCUCGCCAAUCUCCGUCACCUCUGAGGUCAGCUCUGCUCAAGCACAACAGCAGGUCCCAUUUGACCCAGCUGGGCUGGUGGGAGGGGCUGGGCUGGGUGUCCCAGUCUCCAGCAGCAAAUGCUCUGUAGCACUUCAGCUGGCAAACCAAGUGCUUCAGGCAGAAGUCACCAGCUCUGCUCCAGAAGAUAACACUCUCCCUACUGCUCAGAGCCAGCCUGGGUGCCAGCUGGUGAGCUCAAGCUGCCCACCUCCAGUGCACUCAGACACACUAGUAACUCAGUGGCACGUCCCACUCCAGACAAACUCAGCCAAUGCUUUGGGUCAGAGUGCUCCUCCUGGAUGUUGCCCCUCGGAGGCCUGGAUGGCCAUAGCUCCUAAACAGCUGGAAGCAGCAGAAACACACAUAGAAUUCCAAACUGGGCUGGCUGGCAGCUCCAAAAGCCCCCCAGGGGCCAGGCUGUGGUUGCCGCCCCCCUCUCAACCUGCUCCUUGCCCUGCCCAAGGCUUGCAUGAGUUCUUGUUCUCAGGGGAUGGGGACCUCCAUGGUGAGGAAGCUGCUCUCCCUGCACAAGCAUCAGCACCCUUAGGAGCCAGCCAGCUGCCAGUGGAUGGUGGCUUCCCCAAACAGCCCCUGAUAGCCCACCUAGAGCCCUUUUCCUGGGAAAGGGAGCAGACAGUGCUCCGAGAGGACAAGUGGUUCUUGCAGCACCAGCUGUGGCUCCCACAGGCUGGGGCAUCUCCUCAGAGAAGCGAUGGGGCAGGUCCAGUGCAGCACAGUAGGCUCCUGCUGGAGUCCAGUGCAGGUCCCAGCACCCACAGGAUGGACCAUGUUGUGCUGCCAGAGUGCCAGUAUGGAAAUAGCUUUCUAAGACAUGAGAACAAGUUCCUUAGGGAUGCCCAAAGUAUCUCUUCCCCAGCAGCUGGGCACUUUGCCUUGUCCCAGCGAGAACCACCCUGA